Ictalurus furcatus (blue catfish) is the source of this 1895-nucleotide messenger RNA. RefSeq names its product ankyrin-3-like. Gene Ontology annotation, biological process: protein localization to T-tubule; regulation of cardiac muscle contraction. The transcript has 9 exons. Gene Ontology annotation, cellular component: T-tubule. The record is from RefSeq and is a predicted model, not a curated record. Bases 90 to 1604 code for a protein of 504 amino acids. NCBI's taxonomy places the organism in Eukaryota, Metazoa, Chordata, Actinopteri, Siluriformes, Ictaluridae.
UCCAGCACCUUGCAGUCACCCGGGAACAGAAUGAGUGUUUCAGGCAAUAUAGCUGGACCCCAGACACAGUGGACCAUGCACAGAACACCAUGUCCAGUCCCGUCCACUCAGGGUUCCUAGUGAGCUUCAUGGUAGAUGCGAGGGGUGGAUCUAUGAGAGGAAGUCGUCAUAAUGGCAUGCGCAUUAUCAUCCCACCCAGGAAGUGUCCAGCACCAAUGCGAGUCACAUGCCGCUUGUCAAAACACCAGUGCCUUCCAUAUCCCCCCCCAAUGGUGGAAGGUGAGGGGCUUGUUAGUAGGCUAGUAGAGGUGGGACCAACCGGAGCCCAUUUUUUGGGGCCAGUAAUUUUGGAGAUCCCACAUUUUGGCUCAAUGCGUGGAAUGGAGCGUGAGCUGAUUGUACUGCGCAGUGAUAAUGGUGAUACAUGGAAGGAGCAUCAAUAUGAAUGCUUUGGAGAAGAUCUCAUUGAUCUGCUGAAUGGCAUGGAUGAAGAACUGGACAGCCCUGCUGAGCUGGAGAAGAAGCAUAUCUGCCGCAUCAUUACUAAAGACUUCCCGCAAUACUUUGCAGUUGUGUCUCGUAUUAAACAGGAGAGCGAAUACAUGGGUCCCACAGGUGGAAUAUUAACCAGUAAAUCUGUUCCAGUGGUGAGGGCUGUCUUUCCUCCUGGAGCACUCACCAAGAAGAUACGUGUUGGCUUACAGGCUCAGCCAGUGCCAGAGGAAAUUGUGCACAGUGUGAUUGAUAACCAAGCCUCAUUCAGCCCCAUUGUAACCAUAGAACCCAGGAGGAGGAAGUUUCAUAAGCCCAUCACCAUAACAAUUCCUGUCCCACCCAGAGCUAAGGAGGUUACAGCUAAAGGACGUAAAGGAGAUCCUGUUCCCUGCUUGAGACUGCUCUGCAGCAUCACAGGUGGCACUUCUCCAGCUCAGUGGGAUGAUAUCACUGGCACUACUCCACUCUCCUUUGUCACUGACUGUGUCUCAUUUACCACAAAUGUUUCAGCCAGAUUCUGGUUGGCAGACUGUCAGCAAGGGAGUGAGACAGUUGCUCUGGCAACCCCUGUUUACAAGGAGCUGAUUUGUGUGCCAUACCUUGCCAAAUUUGUGGUGUUUGCAAAGCCCAUUGACUUAGCAGUGGCAGAGCUGCGUUGCUUCUGUAUGACUGACGAUAAGGUGGAUAAAACACUUGAGCAGCAGGAAAACUUCGAGGAAGUGGCCAGGAGCAAAGAUAUUGAGAUUUCAGAGGGAAAGUCCAUCUAUGUGCACUGCUAUGGCAAUCUGUCUCCUGUCAGCAAGAUCAGCCAGCAGCUUGUUUUUACCUUCUAUGCCUUCAAAGAGAACCGACUACCUUUUAAUGUCAAGGUGUGGGACAUGGGACAGGAGCCAUGUGGAAGACUUUUGUUUCACAAAGAGCUGAAGCCUACUAAAAGCCUUCCACAGAGAGCUAUUUGCACCCUAAAUUUCUUACUGCCAGCACACAAGAAGGUGCAAAAAAGUACACACAUAAUCUCCUUCUUUUUCAGACACAUGCACACUGACACACACAUGACUUCAUACUGCCAGCACAUGGCACACAUACAAAUUCACAUAAGAAUAUUUUAAUAUAUACAACAAUUAAGGGGGCCAAGCACUUUCUGUCACCACCCUUUAGCUAUGGAGGAAGACCAGAAGCCAUUGGGAUCAUCAGUGUUUGCUCCCAAUUAGAUAUAUUAAGGCUAUGUUUCAGUUAGCUGCCUUGCUCGUAAAUAGGUAUAUUGUGUAUAUAAGUUCAGGCACUGGUAAGGACCCUGACUCACUGCACAUUGGUACACUGAUAAGUUAAUUUUCUGGUGACACAAUUACAUACCUGUGUUGUAGAAAAUCGCCAAAAAUUAAAAACUUUAAAAUAUUUAA